This is a messenger RNA of Salvelinus sp. IW2-2015, 9323 nucleotides long. The record is from RefSeq and is a predicted model, not a curated record. Lineage: Eukaryota; Metazoa; Chordata; Actinopteri; Salmoniformes; Salmonidae.
GGCAGUUCAGUUGCCAGAUAAGAAGUCCAUCAUCAUGUAUGUGAUGUCCCUGUUUGCUGUCCUGCCUAAAGAUGUGACUAUGGAAGCCAUCAGAGAGGUGGAGACCUUGCCCCGCAGAUACAAGGUGGAGCCUGACGAGAGCAAGGCCCUCAGCAGAGCACAGGCUCAUGUUGAGAUGGAGGAAGCCGUCUCCCCCCGGGCAGAUACCCCCAGCACACUGACGGAGACGGAGGAGGAGGUGGGCAUGGAGGUGGAUCUGGACUCAUACCAGGCCACCCUGGAGGAGGUGCUCACCUGGCUCCUCUCUGCUGAGGACUCACUGCAGGUGCAGGAGGAGGUGUCGGACGACGUGGAGGAGGUCAAGGAGCAGUUCCACACACACGAGGACUUUAUGAUGGAGCUGACGGCCCACCAGAGCAGCGUGGGGAACGUGCUGCAGGUGGGCAACCAGCUCAUCUCCCAGGGCAACCUGACGGAGGAAGAGGAGGAUGAGAUCAGGGAACAGAUGACUCUGCUCAACUCCCGCUGGGAGAACAUCCGCGUGGUCAGCAUGGACCGACAGGCCAGGCUCCACGAGGUUCUGAUGGACCUUCAGCAGCAGCAGCUGCAGCAGCUCUCUGAUUGGCUGACAAAGACGGAGGAGCGAAUCAGAAAGAUGGAGAUAGAGCCAAUGGCGGGAGACGUGGAGGGGUACAAGGCCCAGAUAGAGCAGCACAAAGGGUUGCAGAAUGACCUGGAGGCAGAGCAGGUGAAGGUCAACUCUCUGACACACAUGGUGGUGGUGGUAGAUGAGAACAGUGGAGAGAGCGCCACUGCUGCACUGGAGGACCAACUGCAGUCUCUGGGGGAGCGCUGGGCGGCAGUGUGUCGGUGGACAGAGGAGAGGUGGCACAAGUUACAGGACAUCCUCCUGGUGUGGCAGCAGCUGCUGGAGGACCAGAGUUUGUUCCAAGCGUGGCUGACAGAGAAAGAGGUGGCCUUAGGUGAGGUUCAGACCAACGCCUUCAAGGACCCGGGAGAGAUGAAUGCUAAUGUCCGCAGAUUAGCGCUCCUGAAGGAGGACAUGGAGAAGAAGCGGCGGACGCUUGACCAGCUGAGGGAUGCGGGACAGGAUGUGAGGUCACUGCUGAGAAGCGCCGAGGCGGGGGCGAGGAUCGAGGGAGACACAGAGGAGCUGACCCAGAGAUGGGAUAACCUGGUCCAGAGACUAGAGGACUGCUCCUACCAGGUGACGGAGGCCGUGACGAAGGCCGCUGGGAUGGCUCAGAUUGCGGAAGGCUUCGCAAUGGAGACGGUCGUGAUGGAAACGGUCGCUGUGGCGGCAGCACGGCCUGAGAAGGGGCUUGACGACCAGGAGCUGGCCCCGCCCACUCCUCCCAAGAGACGAUUGGUGGAGACGGAUGAGUCGGAACUCAGGGGAGGGUUGGAGAGUGACUUAUCUCACCUCCUGAGAUGGCUGAACACAUGGAAAGUUUCAGCUCAGACCGUGGCCUCUACUGACCCUGAAAACCCCGACCUUCAGGAAAAACUACAGGCUUUGGAGGCACAGCUGUUGUCGAAGGAGGCUCAGGUUGGUCAGGUGACCCAAGGAGGGCGGCGCCUGAUGGAACCGCUGGAGAAAGAGGGAGUGAGUGUGGACUCUAUCAGGUGUGAUAUAGAUGUGGUGGAGGCUGAAUGGGAGGUGUGUGUGAGUGAGCUGAAGGCUCUGUGUGACUGGGUCCAGGCCCAGACCCGGGUCAGAAGCCUCUGCUCUGAGUUGGCUGCUGUGGGCAAGGUUCUGGGAGAACAGGACCAGUGGCUGAGUGGAACAGACAGUACCAGAUCUGAUGAGGCUGCCCUUAGAACCCUCAGGACAGAGUGCCAGUCGCGGUUGGCCCAGCUGACUGCCCUGAGCCCACGAUUGGACCAGCUCUCUGCAGAGGUGGAGUCAAUAGAUGUCCCGCCCACUCUCACAGCCAACAUGGCCACUGUCUCUGCCCACCAGGCCUCCACACUGCAGCAGCUACAGACCAGGGAGCAGGAGAUCAAUGCAGCGCUGGCCAGCCUCCACUAUGUUGAUGACCAGAGGGCCCAGAUGAUACAGGUGGUUCAGGGUGACCAGAUUCCUGUGGUCAGUGAGGAUGAUGUGUCUGGGAACACUGUGGAGUCUGGGACUGACCUCAUAGAUGGUCUGGAGGCUAGACUGGGCACACUGCGGGAAGACAUCAUGGAUGUGCCUACAGUGGAGGGGGCAGUGGAGCGGGCACAGGCUCUGUGUAUAGAGAUAGAGCAGAUGCAGCAGGCCUCGGACCCUGCAGAACUACAAAGAUGGAGUCAGCUCUCCUCCAGGGCACGCGAUGAGCUGGGCACGCUGCAGUGCAUCCUGGGUAGCCUGAAGGACAAUCAGGUGCGUGUGGUGGAGUUGGAGCGCUGGCUGGAUGGCGUACAGGAACUGAUGUCACGGGAUGCCAAGGGCCAGGGAGACGCAGAGAGACUACAGGAAGAGCUCAACCAGUGCAAGGAGUAUGUGAGUGAGAUGGAGUCAGUGGAGAGUUUAGUGAAGCAGAUAGGAGAGAACGUAUUGGCGGUGCAGGGGGCUGCAGUACCAGAGUUGGCCCACUGGGGGCAGGCUAAACUGGAGGAGUGCCAGGGGAGGUGGGAGACACUGAGCAAACAGCUGCUGAGCCACCAGGAGCGUGUAAGUGAGAGCCAGGAGAGGCAGGUGAACCUAAGGAAAGACUUGGCAGAGAUGCAGGAAUGGAUGGCCCAGGUGGACGAGGAGUUCCUCAUGAGAGACUUUGAGUACAAGAGUCCUGAGGAGCUGGAGGGGGCACUGGAAGAGAUGAAGAGGGCUAAAGAGGAUGUGCUACAGAAGGAGGUGAGAGUGAAGAUAUUGAAGGACAACAUUAACAUGUUGGUGGCUAAGGCUAAGAUGACCCCUGGUGGCAGUGGCCAAGACCUGACAGAGGAGCUGGGGGGAGUCCUGGGGAACUAUCAGAAACUAUGUGACCGCUUCAAGAGCAAGUGUCACACCCUGGAGGAGGUGUGGUCGUGUUGGAUGGAGCUGCUGCAGUACUUGGACCUGGAGCAGGGCUGGCUCAACACGUUGGAGGAGAAGCUUCAGGCUACAGAGAACCUACCUGAGAGCACUGAGGCUGUCAACAAGGCUUUGGAGUCGUUGGAGUGUGUGUUGCGCCACCCAGGUGACAACAGGACACAGAUCAGGGAGUUGGGUCAGACCCUGAUAGAUGGGGGCAUCCUGGACGAACUUAUCUCAGAGAGACUAGAGACCUUCAUCCGCUACGAUCAGCUCAGCCACCAGGCUGUGAACCGUCAGAUCAGUCUAGAGCAGCAACUGGCCACUCUGAAGGAGAAUGAGCAGGUUCUCCAGGCUCUGGAGGAGUCACUGACCCAGCUAGACCACACACUCACCUCCUACCUCACCGACCGCAUAGACGCCUUCCAGCUACCGCAAGAGGCGCAGACCAUCGGGGCAGAGAUUGCGGCCCAUGAGGUGACAGUGGAGGAGCUGAGGAGUAGGAACGUGGGUAAUAUGCCUCCUGCCACCCCAGAGGGCAAGGCUGCUCGCAGUGGAACCAUGUUGGACCUGCUGCAGCGGAAGCUGCGAGAGAUCUCCACUAAGUACCAGUUGUUCCAGAAGCCUGCUAACUUUGAGCAGCGCAUGCUGGACUGUAAGAGGGUUCUAGAUGGAGCCAAGGAAGAGCUGCACAUUCUAGACAUCAGGGAGGUGGAACCCCAACAGAUCCAGGCCCACCUCAUUGGCUGUAUGAAACUGUAUAAGGUUCUGAGUGAGGUGAAGUUAGAGGUGGAGACAGUGAUAAAGACAGGAAGACAGAUCGUCCAGAAACAACAGACUGACAACCCCAGAGGCAUGGAUGAACAACUGACAGCACUUAAACUGCUCUACAACGACCUGGGAGCACAGGUGACAGAGGGGAAGCAGGACCUGGAGAAGGCUCUGUCUUUGUCUCUGAGACUACAUAAGGACAGCGCCGCUCUACAGGACUGGCUGACCACCAACCAGACCCUGCUGCAGCAGAAAAACUCCUCUGGAGACAUGCCUGCUGAUAUAGAUGCUGAGAUCGCCUGGGCCAACGGCAUGCUGAAGGAGUCGGAGCAUCGUAAGGCAGACCUGGCUGUGCUGAUGGAGACCAGCGCUGGGCUGCAGGGGCUGGUGGAGGGGAGCGAGGGCCCUCUGGAAGACAAGCUGUGUGGCCUUAACGAAGGCUGGGGACAGGUCCGCACCUGGUCCGAGGACUGGCUGAGCACCGUUCUGAGCCACCAGAACGAGGUGGAGAUCUUUGAUGAGAACCUGGCCCACAUCAGCACCUGGCUGUACCAGACCCAGAUCCACCUGGAUGAGACGGAGAGACUGCCCACAGUGGAGAGGGAGAUAGUAGUUAAGACCCUGCUAGAGGAGCUGGAUGACAUCACUCUGAGAGUGGACAGUGUGAGAGACCAGGCCAUCAUCCUAAUGACCAGUAGAGGUCCUGCCUGCAGAGACGUAGUAGAACCCAAACUGGCUGAACUCAACCGCAACUUUCACAAGGUCUCCCAAUGCAUCAAAGCUGCCAAGAUGUCCACCACUCUGGAGCCUGGGACUGUGGAUAUGAUUCAGCAGAUACAACAGAUCUCUCAGAUUCCUCACCAGAUCUCUCAGCUCCAACAGGACCAGAUUGCUGAGCUCCAGCAGAGCCAGUCAGAGGAGGCCCUGAGCUCCAGCCUGAUGCAGACCUUUGAGGGGGAACUAGAGGCAACACUCAGGGCCCUUGAGGACCAGCAGGACCCCGCACACACCCUGGAUGAUGACAAGAUGGAUGAGGAGAAGGCUGGCAUGGAGGACCUGCUGAGGAGAGGAGAGGAGGUGCUGCUCCAGACUGCAGACGAGGGCCAGAGGGAGGGGCUGAGACUCCGGCUGCUCCGGCUGCAGGCGCAGUACACCACUCAGAGGGAGUUUAGGGUGCUGAGAGUGAGACAGGUGGAGGUCUCCAUAGACGACGACUCUUCUUCAAACAGCUUCACAGAGCAGAGAGACAGACAGGACCUGACUGCAGAGCAGAUGGAGCCAGAGGACAGGGUGCCCUCUCUCAGUCCCUCAGACUACCUGCUGAAUAUCAACAAGGUUCUGCUGGCCAUGGCCGACAACGAACUGCUGCUCAACUCCUCCGAGCUCAGCAGUGGUCUCUAUGAAGACUUCUCCAGCCAGGAGGACACACUGAGGAGUAUAAAGGAGAGUCUGGAGUGUGUGGGGGAGCAGGUGACGGUGAUCCAUGAGCGCCAGCCUGAUGCCAUCCUGGAGGCGUCGCAGAGAGAGGUGGCACAGAUAGGAGACGCCCUCACCCAGCUCAAUGCAGAGUGGGACCGCCUCAACCGCAUGUACAACCACCGCAAAGGGAGUUUUGACCGUGCGGUGGAGGAGUGGAGACAGUUCCAUUGUGACCUGAACGACCUGAGCCAGUGGCUGACCGACAUAGAACAGGUGCUCACUGAGGGAACAGGACCUGAUGGACAACUGGACCAGGACACAGCCAGGACACACCAGGAGGAGCUGGAGGAGGGUCUAGCCAGUCACAUGCCUGUCCUGGCCGGGUUGAGCCAGACAGGGGAGAGGAUUAUUGGACAGCUGUCGGCCCCUGACGGGCCCCUGAUGGAGAACAAGCUGGAGGCCCUGGGACAGCGCUGCAGGGCCGUGCAAAGACAGGUGCUGGACAGACAGCGCAGGCUGGCUGGAGGUGACCCUGCCUUAUCAGAGCUGGUGAGGCGUAGUGGAGACCUGGCUCUGUGGCUGCAGGAGGCUGAGUGUGCUGUGAGCUCUCUUCCCGUCACCGCUACCGACAAGAACCUCAAAGAACUCAAGGCCCUGGCUGAGGAGAUGGACGCACAGAACGAGCGUCUUGGUUGGCUGAACAAGAACGGCCCCCAGAUUCUGGCCAAUCAGAGUGUGAGUCCUCAGGAGAGAGAUCAGCACAGGAGCAAACUCAGCACCAUCAACCUCAACUGGAGCAAGGUGACUCAAGAGUUGUUAGAUAAAGUAGGAGAGGUGGAGGGGAACCUACAGAGUCAUGGUCAGUUCCAGGACAAGAUGAACAGAAUGACCGACUGGGUUCAGGUCACACACCAGAGCCUCAGUGGGAGAGGUGUAAGCCCUGCAGAGAGCCAGGUUCUGGCAGCAGCUAUGAGGGAGCGUAAGAGAGAGCUAGAGGAACUGUUGGCCCGCUCCAUAGAACUACAAAGACGACAACAGCUGCUUCCCCUGGAGAAGAGUAAGGUAGAGCAGCUGGCGGCAGACUGGAAGGCUCUGGACGGAAGGCUGAAGGAAUCUCAACACCCACCUAUGUUGUCUCCAUUGCAACAUCCUGUUUCUUCUCCAUGGAACCACCAUGUCGCCCAACAACAACAACUCUCAGUGUCAGUGGUCCCAUCGGCAGUACAGAUGGCCAGUCUGAUGAGUGAGGACCGGCACCACCAGACCCCCCGCAGCCCAGAGCUGGUGGCCCCCACAGAUCUGAACGAGACGGCCACAGAGCUGGCUGACUGGCUGCUGCUCAUCACACAGAUGCUCAAGUCCAACAUCGUUACUGUAGGGGACACAGACGAGAUACGCACCACCAUGGGACGCCUACAGGUGACUAAAAGUGACCUGGAGCAGCGUCACCCCCAGCUGGAGGACAUCUUCACUCUGGCCCAGAACAUAAAGAACAAGACCUCCAACCUGGACGUACGCACCUCCAUCACUGAGAAACUAGAGAAGGUGCAUAGCCAAUGGGACAACACGCAGCACGGCGUAGAGGCACGGCUCCAGCAGCUGGACAGUAUGAUUGGCCACAGCGACCAGUGGGAGGAGCAGAGGCAGGAGGUGAAGGCUCUGAUUGGUCAGAACGAGGGGCGCCUGCACAACCUACUGCAGCUCUCCAGGGAACCCCUGACCAAACAGCUCAGUGACAACAAGGUGUUCUUGCAAGACCUGGGAAGAGGUCAGGGUACCGUGGUAACCUUUAACGAGCUGUCCAAUCAGCUCCUGCGAGAGUAUUCUGCAGAUGACACAAGGAGGAUCAAAGAGGUCACGGACAAACACAACAGAGCCUGGAACAGCAUUAACAACAGGGCUAGUGACCGCCAGGCUCAGCUGGACAGUGACCUGACUGCUCUACAGACGUCCCUCAGGGAGCUGGAGGCCUUCCUCAAGUGGCUUCAGGAGGCCGAAACUACCGUCAACGUCCUGGCCGACGCCUCCCAGAGGGAGGAGCUAUCACAGGACUCUGCCCACGUCAAGGAGCUGAGGGGGCAACUGGAGGAUAUCCAGGCGGAAAUCGAUGCCCAUAAUGAUAUCUAUAAGAGUGUGGACGGGAACAGGCCCAGGAUGGUCAAGGCCCUGGGGACUUCUGAGGAGGCUGUGUUUCUACAGCACCGACUGGACGACAUGAACCAGCGCUGGAGUGACCUCAAAACCAAGUCGGCCAACAUACGGCCUUGCGGUCAGAGCUGAAGGACCGUGAGCAUGUUGUGGUCAGUACGCUGGAUCAGGCACGCAUGUACCUGGCUGACCAGCCCAUCGAGGGGCCGGGAGAACCACGCAAGAACCUACAGCCCAAAACAGACCUGACUCCAGAGGAGAAGGCGCGGGGUGUGGCCAGGGCCAUCAGGAAGCAGACAGCGGAGGUGCAGGAGCGUUGGGAGCGUCUGCAGGGCCACGUGGGUGGAUGGCAGAGCCAGGUAGAGAGGGCCUUAGAGAGGCUACAGGAGCUCCAGAGCAACAUGGACCAGCUGGACAUGCGGCUAGCCAGGGCAGAGGAGACCAAGGCUGGCUGGCAGCCUGUAGGAGACCUGCUCAUAGACUCACUGCAGGAACACAUAGAGAAGACCACGGUGAGGGGAGAGAUGUCCCCUCUGAGGCAGGACGUGUGUGAGGUGAACGAGCUGUCUGGUGAGCUGGCUCCUCUGGAUGUCCAGCUGUCCUCCAUCUCCUCCAGACAACUGGACAACCUCAACAUGCGCUGGAAACUACUACAGGUGGCCGUUGAAGAGAGACUGAAACUCCUUCAGGAAGCCCACAGAGACUUUGGCCCGUCCUCCCAGCACUUCCUCUCCACCUCUGUACAGCUCCCGUGGCAGAGAGCCGUGUCUCAGAAUAAGGUUCCAUACUACAUCAACCACCAGACUCAGACUACCUGCUGGGACCAUCCAAAGAUGACAGAGCUCUACCAGUCGCUUGCCGACCUGAACAACGUGAGAUUUUCCGCUUACAGAACAGCCAUGAAGAUCCGUAGGCUACAGAAAGCACUGUGCUUGGAUCUGUUGGAUCUGAAUGUGGCCCAGAGCACCUUCGAGCAGCACAAGCUUACCCAGAAUGCCCAGCUGCUGACGGUGCCGGAAGUGAUUAACUGUCUGACAUCCAUCUAUGAUGGUCUGGAGCAGCAGCACAAGGACCUGGUCAAUGUUCCGCUGUGUGUCGAUAUGUGUCUCAACUGGCUGCUCAAUGUAUACGACACCGGACGCAGUGGGAAGAUCCGUGUUCUGUCCAUGAAGAUAGGAUUGCUCUCGCUCUCCAAGGGCCAUCUGGAGGAGAAAUACAAAUACCUGUUCAGUCAGGUGGCGUCGUCGGGGGAUACGUGUGACCAGAGACAGCUGGGUCUGCUGCUCCACGACGCCAUCCAGAUACCACGGCAACUAGGAGAGGUCGCCGCCUUCGGAGGGAGCAACAUUGAACCCAGCGUCCGGAGCUGUUUCCAACACGUGACAAAUAAGGUGGAGCUGGAGCCCAGGCAGUUUGUUGAUUGGAUGAGGCUGGAGCCCCAGUCUAUGGUGUGGCUUCCUGUCCUACACAGAGUGGCGGCUGCUGAGACCGCCAAGCACCAGGCCAAGUGUAACAUCUGUAAAGAGUGCCCCAUUGUAGGGUUCAGGUAUCGCAGUCUGAAGCACUUUAACUACGACGUGUGUCAGAGCUGCUUCUUCUCUGGACGAACCGCCAAGGGCCACAAGCUCAACUACCCCAUGGUGGAGUACUGCACGCCCACUACUUCGGGUGAGGACAUGCGUGAUUUCACCAAGGUGCUGAAAAACAAGUGCUCCAAGAAGUACUUUGCCAAGCACCCCAGGCUGGGCUACUUACCGGUCCAGACUUUUCUAGAAGGAGACAAUAUGGAAGACCCAGUAACAUUGGUACACUUUUUGCCAGUCCUGUCUGGUCCAGCGACGUCACCCCAGCUCUCUCAUGAUGACACUCAUUCCAGGAUAGAGCAGUAUGCUAACAGGUACUGUACACUACCAUCACACAAACCUUGCACAUACUUGGUAUACCAAUGACUGUCUAUGCCAGACUAUUG